AUGAGGAAGGUUAGAGGUAUAAUUAAAGAUAGGAAUAUUGAUUUUGUUUGUUUCCAAGAGACUAAGAGGUCUGCUAUUUCAUCAUUAUUUGUUCAAUCGUUAUGGCCAUAUGAAGAUAUGGAGUUUAUGGUAGUUGACUCUAUAGGUAGGGCAGGGGGUCUGUUGUGUAUUUGGAAGUUGUCGGUGUUUUAUCUUUCCCAGUGCUGUAGCACCAGUCAUUGUAUUAUACUCUCAGUGACUCUCUUGCCAAAUUUUGAGUGCGUUCUGGUGAACAUCCAUGCACCAUCUGAGGUUAAUGAAAGGGGUAAAUUUUGGAAGGUUCUUCAUAGACUGAAAACAGUGUUUUGUGAUCCUUGGUGCCUAGUCGGUGACUUUAAUGAGAUAAGGAGCAUUGGUGAGAGAAGGGGUUGCUCUAGGAGAGACAAAGGGAUGAAGGAGUUUAACCAAUUCAUAGAUAAUUUAGAGCUCAUUGACUUACCUAUGAUGGGUAGGCAAUUCACAUGGUGUAACGCUAUUGAAGGGGAUAGAUGGAGUAGGAUUGACAGAGUUUUGUUAUCAACGGAGUGGAUGGAAAGAUACAACUUAAAAUUAUGGGGCUUGGAGAGAAGUGUGUCUGAUCAUUGCCCCCUAUUGCUGGUUGAAGAUGGGAGGGAUUGGGGUCCAAGGCCGUUUCGUUUUCUAAACGCUUGGACCCUUCAUCCUAACUUCGGUAGUAUUGUGAAGAAAGCUUGGAAUGUAUCUGCCUUUUCUGGAUGGGCAGGUAGCAGAGGAGGAGCUCCAUGCCAUUGA
Molecule: messenger RNA, 789 nt
Organism: Camellia sinensis
Lineage: Eukaryota; Viridiplantae; Streptophyta; Magnoliopsida; Ericales; Theaceae
Source: RefSeq, a predicted model, not a curated record